This is a messenger RNA of Microplitis mediator, 2827 nucleotides long. RefSeq names its product probable ATP-dependent RNA helicase DDX17. The record is from RefSeq and is a predicted model, not a curated record. The coding region runs from base 173 to 2356 and encodes 727 amino acids. The transcript has 8 exons. Lineage: Eukaryota; Metazoa; Arthropoda; Insecta; Hymenoptera; Braconidae. Gene Ontology annotation, cellular component: nucleus; ribonucleoprotein complex; cytoplasm. Gene Ontology annotation, molecular function: RNA binding; RNA helicase activity; ATP binding.
CAUCUUAUUCUAUACUCGAGCGCAUCGAGCGCGUUUGCCUGAUUUGCUAACACUCCGCAAAACACACUGUUUUUUUUUAUUCUAGAAUAUUUUUUUUUCUAUUAAAAUCCAAAGUUAUUUUGUAUGUCAUCACCACGACUUCGAUAUUUAAUAUAAAAGUGCAAUAAUAAUUAUGGGCCGGUUUAGAAGCCGCAGCCGAGAUCGUGACCGACGUCGCCGAUCUAGAAGUCGUUCGAGAAGCCGAUCACCUCGUGACAGACGUGGUUGGGGAAAUGGCGGUGUGCGAGAUCGAGGUGGGAACAAUCGAGGAGGUCGUAAUCAACCAGGAGCUAGUCUUAGAAAACCACGAUGGGACUUAGGCCGUCUCGAGCCAUUCAAAAAAGAUUUUUAUGUACCUAGUGACACUGUAUUAAAUCGUGAUCCUCGUAACAUUGAACAGUACAGAAGUGAAAAGGAAAUUACACUCCGAGGUAAAAAUAUUCCAAACCCAGUGUUUAGUUUUGAAGAGGCCGGAUUUCCUGAUUACGUUAUGAAAGAAAUAAAACGCCAGGGGUUCAAAGAUCCCACAUCAAUUCAAGCACAAGGAUGGCCAAUUGCGCUCAGUGGACGUGACAUGGUUGGAAUAGCGUCAACUGGUUCCGGUAAAACUUUGUCGUACAUCCUACCGGCAAUUGUUCAUAUCAACAGCCAGCCGAAACUCCUCCGUAAAGAUGGACCCAUUGCCUUGGUGCUGGCACCGACUCGCGAACUUGCUCAACAAAUUCAACAGGUCGCGGAUGACUUUGGUCAUACGUCUGGUAUCCGGAACACGUGUUUAUACGGAGGCGCUCCGAAAAGUUCACAGGCUCGAGAUCUGGACAGUGGAGUGGAGAUCGUAAUCGCCACCCCUGGGCGGCUGCUCGACUUCCUCGAGUCGGGUCGGACGAAUCUGAAGAGGUGUACAUAUUUAGUGCUGGACGAGGCUGAUCGUAUGCUGGACAUGGGCUUUGAACCUCAAAUAAGAAAAAUAAUCGAACAAAUUAGACCCGAUAGACAGACACUCAUGUGGUCCGCCACGUGGCCGAAAGAAGUUAAAAAUCUAGCGGAAGAUUUUCUUAAGGACUACGCGCAGAUUAAUGUUGGGUCCUUGCAAUUGUCUGCUAAUCACAAUAUUCUACAAAUAAUUGACGUUUGUCAGGACUAUGAAAAAGAAACUAAACUAAGUACGCUGUUGAAGGAAAUAAUGGCUGAGAAUGAAAACAAAACAAUUGUGUUCAUUGAAACAAAACGUAGAGUAGAUGAAAUAACGCGGAAAAUGAAACGUGAUGGGUGGCCAGCUGUGUGCAUUCAUGGCGACAAAACUCAGCAAGAACGUGAUUGGGUUUUACAAGAUUUUCGAACUGGUAAGGCCCCGAUUCUUGUAGCAACUGACGUAGCAGCUCGCGGACUUGACGUUGAAGACGUUAAGUUUGUUAUAAACUUUGACUAUCCAUCGUGUUCUGAAGAUUAUGUGCAUCGUAUCGGUCGUACCGGUCGCCGUCAAAAAACCGGAACGGCCUACACAUUUUUUACGCCCAAUAAUUCAAAUAAAGCUAAUGACCUAAUACAAGUAUUAAAAGAGGCUAAUCAGGUUAUUAAUCCAAAGCUACUAGAGCUAGUGGACAGUCGGGCUGGGAUGUUUGGACGACAGAAAGUCGGAUUUAACGCAGGUGGUAGAAACCGAUGGCGAGCACGUGGCCCUCGGACUGGAAAGGAUCGAAGCUACUCAAGGAGUCGCAGUCGUAGUCGCAGUCGCAGCCGCAGCCGUAGCCGCAGUCGUAGUUUCAGCAAAGAACGAAGCAACGGACGAGGCAGAAGAAGCUACAGCCGAAGUUAUUCCAGAAGCCGAAGUCCUGUGAAUAACCGCUCAGGCAAGUCGUCGGCCAGUCCAACGGGUGAGGACACUUUUACGACUCGGACUAUGACAAUAAAACCUACUCCGCUUCAUUCCGCACCGCCUCCUCUUCCUCCUCUUCCGCCACCUCUUCCUACAACCUUACCACCAAUCACUGUCUUGCCACCUCUGCCUUCUGAACCGGAAGAACGGUCAUCGGGAAGCACGAUACUUCAUCAUCAUCGGCAAAGUCCGAUGGUGCCCCAUCUACUUCGAACGGGAUCAGCGAGCCUGCCGGGGCCAACCGUGGCCUCAAACUUUCAUCAACGUCACGGUGAGGACGGAUCCUCACCGAACGUGAAUAUUAUCACGACGAUGCCACCGCUACCCGGUCCCGGCGGCGGCAGCCUGGGGGUUAGCUACCCUAAUGGGAUACCAUCCUUGCCGUACUAUCAGCUGCCCCCGCAGCAGCCCAUGCACUCCACCAAUGGCUUUCACCGCUAGCGGCCGAACUUCCGCUCUGCCGAAGAAGUCAUUGGCAAGAGUUACUGGAGCAGCGAGAGGUGAUCAAUAUCAAAAGAAUCUCAGCAUUAAUUAACGUGAAGACUUAGGACUGCGCUAAUUGAUUCGCGUUAAUUAUCUUUCUGCGACAACAUCAGCACAAUAAUAUUUUUUAUUUGAAAUUAUACAAGUCGAUUAACUUUAAUUGUCAGUUUGAUGUCGUGUAUUUUAUUUAAUGAUUAUUGACAUUUUUAUAACAAAUCUUUGAAAUUUUAUUAUAAGUUUUUUUUUAAUUAUCAAUUUUAUUUCAUUGAAAUAAUUAAUUUGAUGAAAAAAAAAUGAUUUUAAUACUUUUAUUUUACUCGACAUAUUUUUACGAAUGUAUUAUUUUAAUAAAUUAAUUUAGCUUCUAAUUAUUAUUCAUUCCUGUGUAUUUAGAUACUUAAAAAAAAUGACGAUAAUAAUAAUAAUAAA